GCCGAGCGGUCGUCGAAGGUGGGGCUGCGAUCUGCUCGUCUCUUGGUGGAGCGGAUGGCCGGGACCAGGCAGGCAGGAACGUCGCGGCUGUAGGAUCAGCUAAGCCGUCCAUCCACCCUUCAGCUCUCUUCUCUAUAAACCGCCUUCUUAAGCACCCAGCGGCGAGACCUGACUGCAAGAACGAGAGAGAGAGAGAAGAAGAAGAAGAAGCAGAAGAAAUAGAAGAAGAAGAAUAUAGAAGAGGAAGGAAAAGAAGACAGAGGAAGGAGAAGAAGAAAAGGAGGAGGAGAAGCUAAGAAAAGUUAAGAGAGAAAACGGAAUGAAGUUGCCCAGCAGGUGCAUAACGGCAGGAUGUCCUCCCCUGAGGGUCAUAUACAUGUUAUUAAUAGUGGUCCUGGUUAUCGAAAGCGUCUUAGCUCUCAAGACUCCAGACGAAACUAUGAAGCUUUCGAAGGAAGAUCUGCAGUUUCUGUUUGGAGAUAAAGAAGCCCCACCCCACUCCAUCAUCAACAUCCGCACUCGCCCUCGAGAAAAACGCUCCUCCUCCACGCUGACCGAUAACCCGGGUCUCCUCGAUGUCGUCCUUGAAGACGAGGAGGACCAGAUCGAGUUCGAACUCCACCCUAACAGCCUCCUAGUGUCGCCUCACUUCACCCUCGUGGUCCGGGGCGACGAAGGGGUGACGGAGGAGAGGGGAGUCGCCCUUCCCUCGUGCAUUUACGUCGGGGAGGCCAAGGGGAACCCGCAGACGACGGCGGCGCUCUCCAACUGCGACGGACAUGGCUUCACUGGCGUGAUCGUGUCCACCAACUACACCCAUCUGGUGAAGCCCCUGAACAGGAAGAGGAGGCGGCGACGGCAGGUGGGCGUGGCAGGAGAAGACGAAAUGACACCGGAUGGGCUGCAUGUCAUCCACGCUCGGCAGAAGGAUGCCAAAUGCGCCGUGUUUAACUUACAAGCGAUGAGAGCUCCACGAAUAAUUGUUAAACUAGACGACGUCGCCGAGGGAGAAAGUAACUCGACAGGAGACAGUACAGACACAAGAACGCCUGAAGACAAAGAAGAUGAUGACAUGAAGGAAGCGGAUGAAAGAGGAGAGACAACGAAUGGCACACGAAACUCCCGUUCGAAAAGGGCAUCCAGCGAGAAGUACCAGAUAGAAACGGCGGUGUUCGUGGAUGACGAAAUGUUCAACGUCAUCAAGGAACAGAAUCCCGGAGCAGACACGGUCCAGACGGUCACAGAUGUGGUUUUUGCCAUCAUGAAUGGGGUCCACCUCCUGUACAACGCACCCACUCUGAAUCUCCACUUCACCAUCACCCUCGUGCGCCUCGAGAUCAUCAAAAGCGCCACGAAAGGUCCUUCUAAAUCAAGCGGGGACAUACAGAGGUACCUGAGCAACUUCUGUUACUGGCAGAGGAACCUCAACCGGCGGACAAACCCCCUGGGAGAUCAUUCCCCCGAGUUUUGGGACCACGCGCUCAUGCUCUCGGGACUCGACCUGUGGGAUAUGCAGCCGGAGUUCGAUUCCGUUAUAGGACUAGCUUGGGUGGCAGGGAUGUGUCACCCUACAUACUCCUGCACCAUCAACGAAGGCACAAGUUUUGAAGCCGUUUACGUCAUCACACACGAAAUGGGCCACAAUCUCGGUAUGUCCCAUGACGGGUCGGCGGAGGACCAGAAUAAGUGUAGUGCCGAUAAGCAUAUCAUGUCUUCUUCGACUGGGCCAGGAAAAGUGACUUGGUCCUCCUGUUCCAACGAAGAACUGAAGGACUUCAUCGAGAACAGCGACUUCCCCCUCUCUUGCCUCGACGACUUAGCCCGGGGACCUCGUGAGCUCGAUUUUCACGACGACCUGCUGCCUGGCGAACGGUAUACUGUCACCCAGCAAUGCACCUUCGCUCUUGGCUCCUCCUUCAAGCCCUACGUGACGUCGAAGAAUCCCUAUAAUAACGUAUGCCGGGAGGUCUGGUGCCAAAACACAACCCAUGCCAUGAGGACCCAUCCGGCACUUGAAGGCACUUCUUGUGGCAUCAAAAAGUUUUGUGUGAACGGAGCUUGUACCGACAAACCCGAAAAAGCGGUCAUGGUGCCAACCACGACCCCAGGUACUACCCGCACGACCAGCACCACCACGACCCUGCCUACUACGACUGUGUCCAAUAAGAAGAAAGUCACCAGCUUCUUCGGCAGAAUACGUGACUUGUUCAGGAGGUACCUCUCCCUCAGAAGUGAAAUGCCACGCUCUGUCUUCCUCCUGUCCUCCUGGAAGCUGACUAACCGAACGGGCUGCACAGCGGAAUGCGGAGGCGGGUGGGUCGAGGGGCAAGUGGCCUGUGCUGCCAACGAGGGUAACGUUAUUCUGGAGGACGACAUGUGUGACCCUCUCUCUCGUCCUGCGGUGCGGGAGGUCUGCAACGUCGCUCCUUGCGUAGGCACAUCCGGGUCAACCACUCCGAAGUUACCCUCGUCUUAAUUAACCGGUUAUUGAGUUCCUAAUCAAGCUUCUUUGGCGCGUGUACUUUUGGUAGUCUGGAAGAGUUAUCGGUUGUGAGUUGUUGUUUAGUUGUCAUGGCAACGACGUUGAGGAAUCUGGGGGUUCAAUUAUCUAUUCUGUUAUUAUUAUUUUGCUAUUGUUUUCAUUGUCAAAGUGUGAAUCAUCUCUCGCGCCGAUUUACAAAUCUCCGCAAAAUACGAUUACAUCUUUGAAUCAUUUUACCAAAACCGUUUCAGCUUUUCGAAACACAGUGACUUUAAAUCGUCAUUGCCAUGUAAUCCGCAAAAUCUCUUCAGGUACUUCACUGAAAUCAUCCUAGGAAUUACUGAUUCCUGUUUCUUUUUGCACCCGCCAAAAAUCUGUCAUUUUUGAUGUGCUUUAUAAUUAUUAUUAACACUACUACUGUUUUUUAUUUCUGGGCUAAUGGCAUUCUCAUUAUUAUUAUUAUUAUUAUUAUUAUUAUUAUUAUUAUCAUCUUGUUUUCAUUAUCAGUUGUUCUAAUGCCAUGUCUAAAACAACCCUCUAAUUUUCGUUCGAUUAACUUCACCACCAAUGAUCAUCACAAUCAUUAUCACCAUCAUCACCAUCUCAGACAUUACAGCUUUAAAAUAGUCUCAUCGAUAGUUAUUGUGAUAUAAACUUUGGCAUUGAUAGAGGCCCCUGGAAGAAAAUAGAAGUAUUUCACACAGAGACUCCGUCCGUACUUUGUGAUAUGUAGCGUUAGUUUUGUGUGGCCUUCGUUCUUGUUAGAAAUACGCUGAAUCUGCUGUUAAUUUUAUCA
This is a messenger RNA of Penaeus monodon (black tiger shrimp), 3278 nucleotides long. Its product is annotated as A disintegrin and metalloproteinase with thrombospondin motifs adt-1-like. The record is from RefSeq and is a predicted model, not a curated record. The transcript is spliced from 14 exons. Gene Ontology annotation, molecular function: metalloendopeptidase activity. Gene Ontology annotation, biological process: proteolysis. The coding region runs from base 320 to 2476 and encodes 718 amino acids. Lineage: Eukaryota; Metazoa; Arthropoda; Malacostraca; Decapoda; Penaeidae.